GCUCGGCACGACGGCCACCGUGUCCGACCCGACGACCAUCGUGCAGGACACGACGACCAUCGUCGACGAUCGUGUCGGACAUGAAGACGGUCGUGCUCGAUACGAUGGCGGUCGUGUUCGACAAUACGACGGCCGUGUUCGACACGACGUCGGUCACGACGACGGCCGUGCAUGACAACGAGCCGGACACGAGGACGAGAGCGUUCGACACGACGACGGUCAUGUUUGACGCGAUGGAGAUCGUGUUCGACCCGACGCUGAUCGUGUUCGACACGACAACCAGCGUGUUCGACACGACAAGGAUCGUGUUCGGCACGACGACCAUCAUGUUCGACACGACGAUGACCGUGUCGGACACGACGACCAUCGUGUUUGACACGACGACCAGCGUGUCGGACACGACAACGAUCGUGUUCAACACGACGACCAUCGUCGUGUCGGACACGACAACGAUCGUGUUCAACACGACGACGACCGUAUCGACCAUCGUGUUCGACACGACGACGACCGUAUCGACCAUCGUGUUUGACACGACAACGACUGCGGUGAAAGUGUUGGAGAAAACUUGUUGACGUCACCGAUAAACCAGCACUGGACAC
Molecule: messenger RNA, 599 nt
Organism: Chara braunii
Lineage: Eukaryota; Viridiplantae; Streptophyta; Charophyceae; Charales; Characeae
Source: the annotation of a GenBank genome assembly